AUGCCUCCAACUUCGUUCUUUGGAAGCUUCAACUCACUUCGAUUCUCAAAGCACAGAAACUUUAUGGCUUUGUUGAUGGAUCCACAGAAGCCUGAUCAAUUCUUGACUUCUUCUUUUUCAACAAUUACUGAUUCCGGUUCUACAAUUACACAGACAAUCAGUCCUGCGUUCGAUGAUUGGAUAGCCAAGGAUCACUCGUUGAUGACUUUAAUCAACGCUACGCUCUCCUCUGCCGCCUUAGCAUAUGUUGUUGGUUGCAAAUCUUCACAACAAGUUUGGGAAACGUUGUACAUUCAACGAAUUAAAGAACUUAAAGACAAAUUGGCCAAUGUCUCAGUUCUCGUGGAUGAUGAAGAUCUGGUAAUUUACACCUUGAAUGGACUUCCGUCUGAGUUCAAUACUUUUCGUACUUCAAUGCGAACUCGCUCGCGACUGAUAUCGUUCGCCGAACUCCAUGUUCUUCUCAAUUCUGAGGUUGUUGCUAUCGAUAAACAGUCAAAGAGUGAUGAUUUGUUUGUACAACCUGCUGCUUUGGUUGUGAAUUCUGGUUCAAACUCACAGGUACGAAAUCAGAAUUUGAAUCCUAAUUACACCAAAGGUCGAACUUCUAAUGGCGGUAAGCCCAAAUUUGCCGCUUCUGGUGAUUCCGCUGCCACCAGAAUUCUCUGUCAGAUCUGUUUCAAGGUUGGCCAAACUGCUAUCGACUGCUAUAACAGAAUGAACUACAAUUUUCAGGGUAGGCACCCUCCUGCUUAA
Molecule: messenger RNA, 756 nt
Organism: Momordica charantia (bitter melon)
Lineage: Eukaryota; Viridiplantae; Streptophyta; Magnoliopsida; Cucurbitales; Cucurbitaceae
Source: RefSeq, a predicted model, not a curated record